This is a messenger RNA of Dinoponera quadriceps, 1352 nucleotides long. Its product is annotated as N(4)-(Beta-N-acetylglucosaminyl)-L-asparaginase-like. The transcript has 6 exons. The coding region runs from base 145 to 1236 and encodes 363 amino acids. Gene Ontology annotation, molecular function: N4-(beta-N-acetylglucosaminyl)-L-asparaginase activity. Gene Ontology annotation, cellular component: lysosome. NCBI's taxonomy places the organism in Eukaryota, Metazoa, Arthropoda, Insecta, Hymenoptera, Formicidae. The record is from RefSeq and is a predicted model, not a curated record. Gene Ontology annotation, biological process: protein deglycosylation.
UGGAAAAUUCCGCUACACCAAGUGACAACAGUGAGACAAACGCAUCCACCUACAACAGAAAUAUUAGUGUCAGUAAAUACAAACAGUACAAAGUUCGCAACAACAUACUCAAUACCUUUAGUAUCGUCAGAAGCUGCAGUUGAGAUGAAGCUCAUCGGUUUUGUUGGAGUCUUCCUGUUGGAAAUCUGUUUGUUUGCAAAGACAAUAGGCGAACAAGAUGCUAACAUCUCAAAUAACAAUUUUCCUGUCAUAGUGAUUACUUGGGAUUACAAGGAAGCUACUGAAAAAGCAUGGGACGUAAUCCAUAAUCAGAAGAGAAGCGCUCUGGAUGCGAUAGAAGAGGGCUGUUCCUUGUGUGAAGAGCUACAAUGUAGGAAGACUGUAGGUUUCGGUGGUAGUCCAGAUGAGACUGGAGAAACUACGUUGGAUGCUUUGAUCAUGGAUGGAGUGGCAAUGGACGUGGGUGGAGUGGGAGGCUUGAGAGAUGUGAAGAGCGCUAUUUCAGUGGCUCGUAAAGUGUUGGAGAAUACCAAGCAUUCUUUGUUAGGCGGCAGUUUAGCUACAGACUUUGCCCUGCAAAUGGGAUUCAAGAAAGAAUCUUUAGAAACAGAUGAGUCCAAGAACAUGUGGCAGCAAUGGAAGGAGAAGAAGUGUCAACCCAAUUUCUGGAAGAACGUGCUGCCGGAUCCUACUACCAGCUGCGGACCGUAUCGUCCAAGCAGCAUGAAAAACAACAGCGAUAACGACUUGUUAAUCGGAAGCGAGGACAAUCACGAUACGAUCGGUAUGCUGGCAAUAGAUUCAGAGGGAUGUAUGGCAGCCGGUACUUCGACGAACGGCGCCAAGAACAAGAUACCCGGUCGUAUCGGGGACUCUCCUAUUGCGGGAGCUGGCGCUUACGCCGAUCAAGCGGCCGGCGCGGCAGCUGGCACCGGUGACGGGGAUAUUAUGAUGCGAUUUUUGCCAAGUUUCUUAGCCGUGGAAGAGAUGCGUUAUGGGGCAACGCCGACCGUGGCCGCUCGAGCGGCUAUUAACAGAAUUGCCCAGCAUUAUCCCACCUUCUUCGGUGGGGUAAUCGCGUUGAACACAAAGGGGGAAUACGGCGCAGCGUGUAACGGGAUGGCCAAGUUUCCUUAUUACGUCGCGACCCCAACCUCGGGACCGAAGUUGCUCUCAGUGGAGUGUAGCAACUACUCGCCGUACUGUACGCGCGACGUGAAUGGCAUAGAUUGUUGAUUUGUUUGACGGAUUCUUGUUUUGAGAGAAAAUCAAGUGGAACAUAUAUUAUCACUAAGUGUCCGGAACAACAUAAAUGCAUUGUAAAUGAUGAUAAUAUACAAAAUAUUCUUUUA